AUGAGGCGCGGGGGCCCCGCCGCUCUCGCCGCCUGCCUCGCCGGGGCGCUCGCCGUGCUGGCGGGGCCGGGGCCGGGGCCGGGGCCGGGGCCGGGGGCGGGCAGCCCCCCGUGGGGCGGCCGGCGGCCCCCCCGCAGCUACGGCCACCUGGAGGGCGACGUGCGCUGCCGGCGGCUCUUCUCCGCCACCCGCUUCUUCCUGCGCAUCGACGGCGGCGGCGGCGUGGAGGGGACGCGCUGGAGGGAGCGGCCGGGCAGCAUCGUCGAGAUCCGGUCGGUGCGUGUCGGCGUCGUGGCCAUCCGGGCGGUGCACACCGGCUUCUACCUGGCCAUGAACAAGCAGGGGCGGCUCUACGGGUCGAAGGAGUUCAGCCCCAACUGCAAGUUCACGGAGCGCAUCGAGGAGAACGGCUACAACACCUACGCGUCGCUGCGCUGGCGGCACCGGGGCCGCCCCAUGUUCCUCUCGCUCAAUAGCAAGGGCAGGCCGCAGCGAGGGGGCCAGACGCGACGGCAGCACCUCUCCACCCACUUCCUCCCCAUGCUCAUCAGCUGAGCCCGGCUCCCAGACGGCCCUGUGGAAAAAAGGGAAAAAUAGGGUUAUUUUAUAUGUGUAAAUAUCUUUUUUUUUUCUA
Molecule: messenger RNA, 634 nt
Organism: Cygnus olor (mute swan)
Lineage: Eukaryota; Metazoa; Chordata; Aves; Anseriformes; Anatidae
Gene: FGF22
Product: fibroblast growth factor 22
Exons: 3
Coding region: 1-555 (184 amino acids)
Biological process (GO): positive regulation of gene expression; fibroblast growth factor receptor signaling pathway; regulation of cell migration
Cellular component (GO): cytoplasm
Molecular function (GO): growth factor activity; fibroblast growth factor receptor binding
Source: RefSeq, a predicted model, not a curated record